CAAAUCUCGAGAAGAGUGGGGGAUUAACUUGUGGUAUUGUCCAGAACGCCAACAACAUCUGCUGAGAGCUAGCUAGUCAGUCCACCCCGGCACCUCUCGCCUACUGUGGUACAGGCUCACAUCGGAUGUUCUGGCCAAAAGUCACCUGACAAGGCAUGCUCGUCGCCACGGCCCACGUUUGCAAGGCUCGCUCUUAAACACCCGGAUUCCGGCCAAAGUUCCAUUGACAACCAGCUAAUGAAGCGCACUCGAUCUCAAGUCUCGCCGACAAUGUCACCCGGCGCAGAUAACGAAGGCUUUGAUGUCCAGGCCAAGGUCAACGGCCAUACCAAUGGAUUUGACAGCGAGGUGGAAAAUGCUGUCAUCGUUGGUGGUGGGCCAGCCGGGUUAAUGCUUGGAUCGAACCUGGCUCGGUAUGGUAUCAAGGCUAGGAUCGUUGAUGACAGAGAUGACAAGACGUCGACGGGGAGGGCAGAUGGUCUGCAACCAAAGACCAUUGAGACCUUUAAGCAGUUAAGGCUCGCGGAUUCACUCCUGCGCAAGGGUGUUAAGAUCUACGAUAUCUGUUUCUGGAGUUCAACGGUCACCAAACCUCUACACCGCACAAGGAGGGAGAUACACUAUCCUUCCGAGCUGGAUGUAAAGGACCCCUUCAUUCUCCUUGUUCACCAGGGAAUGGUCGAAGACAUCUUCAUUGAGGAUAUUAAAGAAAGGGGCAUCGAAGUCACGAGAAGCUCACCGUUCCAACGUUAUGUGGCGACAGACGAUCCUGAUGCGCCGAUCGAAGCUAUUUGCCAUGAUACAAAGACCGGUUCCAGUCGGUCGUUCAAGACCAAGUACCUCAUCGGAUGCGAUGGAGCACAUUCCAAUGUCCGGAAGAGUAUUCCCGGUGCCCAGAUGGUCGGAGAGAGCAGCAACUCCAAAUGGGGUGUCCUUGAUGGGGUGAUCGAGACUGAUUUCCCCGACCUAUGGAGCAAAGUCGUCAUUCAUUCGGAAACCGAAGGCACUGUCCUUUGCAUUCCCCGAGAACGCAACAUGACCAGACUCUACAUCGAGCUGGACCGAAAUCUGCAAGACAGCGUGCCCACGGAAGCAACACAAGACUACGUUAUGAAGAAAGCUCGGGCCAUUAUGGCACCAUUUUCGGUCGAAUGGACAGUUGUCGAAUGGUUCAGCGUCUACAAAGUCGGCCAACGAGUAGCCAGCACAUUCUCAGCCGAGAACGACCGUGUGUUCAUCACGGGCGAUGCUGGCCAUACUCAUUCACCCAAAGCCGCUCAAGGCAUGAACACAUCCAUGCACGACACUUUCAACCUGGCCUGGAAACUCAAUUUGACCAUCCGUGGGCUCGCAACACCGGAUCUCUUGUCCACCUACCAGCACGAACGACGCAAGAUCGCCCAGGACCUGAUCAACUUCGACUUCGAGCACGCUGCUGCCUUUGCUGAUGGCGAUUCGAAAGCUCUAGCCGACAACUUCGCCACCAACGUCGGCUUCAUCUCCGGCGUUGGUGUCAAGUACGCCGCUAAUGUCCUCAACUACCCAGAAAAGGCGCCUCGAGGAGCUCUACGGGCCGGCGAGCUCAUGCCUCCUGCGCAGGUCACUCGCUACAUCGACGCCAAUCCCGUCGAUGUCCAGCUCGACAUACCCAUGCUCGGUCAAUUCCGUGUGUACUUUUUCGUGCCCAACGUCCAUUCCGCCAAGCCCUUCUUGAACGCCGUCUGCAGUCACAUCUCGUCAAGCAACUCCAUACUCGGUCGAUCCACUGCGGCAGCUGCCAAGUCAUAUGCACAAUUGAACCUUCCUCCUGUCGAGGCUGAUAACUUCAUUCAGCCGGGACGGUACACGGCAGCAUCACACCUGUUCACGUUUGCGACGGUGACGACCAUGCAGAAAUCCACAGUUGAGAUUGCGGAUCUGCCCAGCUUACUGCAGAAGAGUCGAUGGACGUUCUACAUGGACGAUCUGAAGGAUCAGAAGGCUGGAAAGUCAUGUACGGAGAAGUGGCUGGGUGAAAUCGGGCAGGAUGAGGUGGCUAUCGUCAAUAUUCGACCAGACGGCUAUGUUGGCAGUGUUGGACGGUUUGACGGAAAGGGCGAUGGCGCCGCUGCUGCGCAAUGGUUGGACAUGUACUAUGGUGGAUUCUUGAAGGCAUGAGUUCCGAGAUUUGCAUACACCAGUAGAUCGUAUUCUUAAUGACAAUUCACGUACAUCUUUGA
Molecule: messenger RNA, 2219 nt
Organism: Exophiala xenobiotica
Lineage: Eukaryota; Fungi; Ascomycota; Eurotiomycetes; Chaetothyriales; Herpotrichiellaceae
Exons: 6
Coding region: 238-2157 (639 amino acids)
Molecular function (GO): FAD binding
Source: RefSeq, a predicted model, not a curated record